Messenger RNA from Alosa sapidissima (American shad), 1121 nucleotides. It is a transcript of the gene dnph1, whose product is annotated as 2'-deoxynucleoside 5'-phosphate N-hydrolase 1. Bases 168 to 605 code for a protein of 145 amino acids. Lineage: Eukaryota; Metazoa; Chordata; Actinopteri; Clupeiformes; Clupeidae. Gene Ontology annotation, molecular function: 5-hydroxymethyl-dUMP N-hydrolase activity. The transcript is spliced from 4 exons. Gene Ontology annotation, cellular component: nucleus. Gene Ontology annotation, biological process: deoxyribonucleoside monophosphate catabolic process. The record is from RefSeq and is a predicted model, not a curated record.
AGGCGUGACGUCGGGGAAGGGGGCGUUCAGGAAAACGGUACCGUUUUGGCGCGUUUUCGCUCGCGUAGACUUGAUUUUGAACCUCACAUAGUGCGGCGGAGUGCAGUAGUUGGUCUUUUGGUAAAUCUUCUUUUCAGCCUUAUUUACAUCCAUCUAGAACUCUGAACAUGCACAUAUACUUCUGCGGCAGCAUACGAGGAGGCAGAGAUGACGUGGCUUUAUAUCAAAAGAUUGUCAAAAAAUGCCAGCAGUAUGGUACGGUUCUAACGGUGCAUGUGAGCCACGGUCACCUCACUGAAAAAGGUGAAGAUGCGUCACUUGAGGGAGACAAGGCAAUCCAUGACCGAGACAUGAAGUGGCUAACAAUGAGCGAUGUCAUCGUAGCGGAGGUGACCCAGCCGUCUCUGGGUGUGGGUUAUGAGCUGGGUCGAGCGCUGGACAUGCAGAAGAAGAUCUUCUGCCUCUUCAGACCGUCCUCAGGCCGAGUGCUGUCAGCCAUGAUCCGCGGGGCCGAAGACGGUUCCCUGUUCUACGUCAGGGACUACACGGAAGACGAGGUGGAGCGCGUUCUAGAGGAGUUCUUCAGCGGCCUGGCCAAGAACUAAGUGGAAUCUGCAUCGGAACCUUCCGUAGCACCUAGAGGGGUUCCGUGUCUCUGUGGAGGGAUGUUGGUUUGUAGCUCAGACUGGAAACAGCAGGCUUGUGACGGAGAAGUGGUCAGUUUGGUCUUCUGACCAGACCUCAUUUCUGUGAUGUAGUACUCUACACUUUGGCCAGUAGAUGGAGUUUAAAGGGCUUGUAUGGUUUAACAGCCUCUUGGCUGGCAUCACACACACACACACACACACACACACACACACACUUACAUGUCAUUGUUUGUCACAUCCACCAUAUAUGUCAUUUAAACAUGUACAGCACAUGUAUGUUACAUAAGCAUUCCAAAUGCUUCCUGACAUUAAUGUAAAGUAUGGGUGUUAAGACAGGUGUGUGCACCUGUCUGCCUUAAUGCUAAGGACCGUCAAUAGUGACACCGGUUUCGGUGAACUUUGGUAGUGGUUGAUAAUGAAUGAUUCAUAUUCUGUAGACUUUGAUAAUAAAAGAUUUCUGUUUGUUGGAGCGUC